Asparagus officinalis (garden asparagus) is the source of this 2167-nucleotide messenger RNA. Its product is annotated as flavonoid 3'-monooxygenase-like. The record is from RefSeq and is a predicted model, not a curated record. Bases 423 to 1946 code for a protein of 507 amino acids. Lineage: Eukaryota; Viridiplantae; Streptophyta; Magnoliopsida; Asparagales; Asparagaceae. Gene Ontology annotation, molecular function: monooxygenase activity; iron ion binding; heme binding. The transcript has 2 exons.
GUAGUACAUUGCACAGCCAAAUCCUAUAUACUGUUCUAUUGGGAGCAAGAGAGCAAACACUGUUUCGAUGAAAUACAUUGGACUUUGCGGGCUCAUCAAUUGGGCCGUAAGAUAUCUAAAGAAGAGGCGGCUGAUCCCAGAACAGGGAUGUAAUCAUUGAACGUAAGAGUGUUUUACUUCAUCGCACACGCCUAUAUAUGCCUGAGAAGCAAGCGACAAAUAUAGGAUAAGCCAACGCCAAGGCACCCAAAAUAGAGGAGCACGGAUUUAUUUCAUGAUUUUUCACCAUUUGCUUAUCAUUAUGAAAUAAUAAUAAAAUGGACCCCACAUCAGUGUAAUGUCAUACAAUCCUUCAGCCUAUAAAUAGAGCCUUUUCUCACAUUCCUCCUUCAUUAUACUCUCUUCUACUAUAACAUUGAGCUAUGAACAUCAGUGGUCUAAGUGAGCUCCACAGAGCAUCGCUCAUACUCUUGUUUGCACUACUAGCAAUCCUUGGGUCUCGAUGCAUGUUUCAUUGCAUACUCACAAGGAGAAAGAAGUUCCGGUUACCACCGGGCCCAUUGGGCCUUCCGCUGGUAGGCAACCUUCCAUUCCUCGGCCCAAAGCUCCACCACCGCUUCGAUGAGUACUCGCGGGCAUACGGCCCGAUAGUGAAGCUUAAGCUCGGUAGCAAGCUCUGGAUCGUCAUCAGCUCACCAGAGAUUGCAAAGCAAGUUUACAAAGACAAUGACAUCAUCUUCUCAAAUCACGAUCAGCCCAUCGCCGCCAGAGUCAUCUCCUACGAGGGUUCUAACCUAGUCCGAAGCCCUUACGGGCCCAAGUGGCGAAUGUUGCGCAGGGUUUUCCUACACGAGCUUCUCAACAACAAGAAUCUUGACUCCUUCUCUACUCGUCGACAAGAAGAAGUUGACAGAAUGGUGCGCGAGCUUUAUACAAAAAGGAGCAGUCCUAUAAAUGUUGGAGAGCAAGCUUUUGCGGCAUUUCUGAAUUUACUCACAAGUAUGCUAUGGGGUGGGACAUUAGAAUGGGAGGGAAAUGGUGCAGGGUUCAGGCAAGUGGUGAUCGAGGCAGUGGAGCUGCUAGGGAGGCCAAAUGUAUCAGAUUUCAUACCGAUGCUCGCUUGGUUCGACCUGCAGAGAAUAGAGAGAGAAAUCAAGAAGCGUGUUUUGUGGCUCGAUAAGUUGUAUGAUAGCAUUAUUGACGAAAGGAUGAAGCUCGUUGCGGUAGGAGAGAAGAACUGCAGUCAGGAUUUCUUGUCAAUUCUUCUAAAGAUUAAAGAAGAUGCUAAGAUCCCGCUGACAAUGACCAACCUCAAGGGCUUGAUCAUGGACAUUAUGGUAGGAGGGACAAGCGUCACCUCAUCGACAGUCGAGUGGGUGAUGGCAGAGCUAAUGCACAGACCUGAGAUCAAGCAAAAAGCCCAAGAAGAGCUCGAAAAAGUAGUUGGCCAAAACCACACGGUCAACGAGUCCCACAUCCCCAAGCUGCAUUAUUUACGAGCCGUGAUAAAAGAAUCUCUCAGACACCACGCUGUGGUCCCUUUACUAGUCCCUCGUGUACCUAGCCAAACCUGCGUCGUGGGGGGCUACCUCAUCCCAGAGGGAGCUCGUGUGGUCACAAACGUCUGGGCUAUCCAUAUGAACCCUGAAUUCUGGGAGAAUCCUUCAGAGUUUCAACCAGAGAGGUUCUUGAAUGCCAAGAGCAUCAGAGAAUUUAGCUUCUUCCCUUUUGGAUCAGGGAGGAGGAGAUGUGCAGGAUUGCCGCUAGUUGAAAGGAUGCUGCCGCUUGUUGUGGCCACAUUGUUGCAUGCAUUUGAAUGGAGAUUGCCAGAAGGGGUGGAAUUUGACCUUUGUGAACGACCAGGGGUCACCUUAACCAAGGCGAGACCAGUUCUGGCUAUUCCCACACCAAGAAUUGACAUUUCAAAACUCCAUAAUAACUGCUAAUGAUCGCGUUCUCAGAUAUUGAUGGAAGACUGGUAACAGGUUGUGUACAACGUAGUAAAUGGAAGCUAGCUGCAUAUGAACGAGGGUGCAAGUCCAAAUGGCUAAAGGAAAAUGUAAUCGGUGGAAGUUACAGAUAGGUAUGCAGAUGCUCUGCUUCGAUUCUGUAAUAUGAUGUCAUGCUCAAUGUAUUUCCAGCCAAAUCUAAAGAAAAUUAUAUCAAU